Messenger RNA from Penicillium manginii, 978 nucleotides. Its product is annotated as zinc-dependent alcohol dehydrogenase. The transcript has 3 exons. Bases 1 to 978 code for a protein of 325 amino acids. The record is from RefSeq and is a predicted model, not a curated record. Gene Ontology annotation, molecular function: oxidoreductase activity; zinc ion binding. Lineage: Eukaryota; Fungi; Ascomycota; Eurotiomycetes; Eurotiales; Aspergillaceae.
AUGACGUCCCCAUUCCGGAACCAGGGCCAGGCGAAAUCUUGCUCAAACUGGAAUGCACAGGUCUAUGGUAUAUCUUCCCAUUCACUCCGCGCAGUCCUAGGCUGGGGCGCCUACAACCCCAUAAUCGGCCACGAAGGCGUCGGAACAGUCGCAAAACUCGGCCAAAAUGUCUCAAACACAUCCAUUGGUCAGCGCGUCGGACUCAAAUGGCUCUACAACGCCUGCACAGAAUGCAACACCUGCAAAUGCGGCUUCAAACACUACUGCCCCAACCAGCAAAACACAAGCCGACACGUUCCCGGCACAUUGCAACAAUAUGCCCUCGCCGACGCAAACUUCAUUACGCCUAUCCCAAACGGCCUCUCCUCUGAGAUCGCCGCACCCCUGCUUUGCGCCGGACUUACAAUGUCCGGCGCCCUGUCUCAUCUAGAAACCUCGCUCGCACCGGGUGACUGGGUUGUGAUAUCCGGUUCUGGAGGCGGCCUCGGACACGUGGGCGUUCAAAUGGCCGCACGUCUAAACAAAUAUCGCGUCAUUGCAAUUGACAGCGGCGAAGAGAAGAAGGAAAUAAGUCUCUCCUCCGGCGCGGAGGUAUUUAUCGAUUUCAAGACGGAGAAUGUGGCCAAGCGUGUGGCGGAGAUUACGGGCGAAGGUGCCCACGCGACGAUAGUUGUACCCGGUACGAAGGAGGCGUUUGAAAUGGCACCAGCUGUAGUGCGAAACUUGGGUAUUAUUGUUAAUGUUGGGUUGCCGAGGAAUGAUAUUGAGAUUCCGAUUUCUGCAACCAUUUGCGCGGCUAGAGGUUCCUCGGUUGGAACGGAGGAGCAGAUGGCGGAGCUUUUGCAGUAUGCAUUACAAGGUGUGAUUACGCCUGCUAUUGAGGUGUUUGAGUUUUCUGAGGUGCCUAGGUUGAUUCAGGCCCUUAUUGAUGAUGGUAUUAAGGGGAGGGCUGUCGUUACUAUCCCCUAUGAUACUUAG